AUGGAAAACACGAAGAAUGGUUUGAAACGCUCACGCUCGUUCUUGAGCUCCGAUGGAAGUCUGGUUGUUCAUGCUGGUGAAAGAUUAGGUCGUGAUAUUGUCACGAGUUCGAUCACGACCCCUAUAUACAACUCAACGAGCUGCUUUUUCAAGAACACUUCCGAGCUAAUCGACUUCAAGGAGAAACGGAUUGAAUGUCACGAGUAUGCUCGUUACGGAAACCCAACAACUAGGGUACUCGAAGAGAAGAUUAGUGCACUUGAAGGGGCUGAAUCAACGUUGAUUGUGUCAUCUGGGAUGUGUGCAAACACUGUAACGCUUUUGGCAUUGGUUCCAAGAGGUGGGCAUAUCGUGACAAGUACAGAUUGUUACAAAGAGACAAGGAUGUUCAUUGAGAAUUUUCUUCCGAAAUUAGGAAUCUCUGUGACUCUGAUUGAUUCUAUCGAGGGGCUCGAAGAUGUAGUGAAUAACCAUGAGGUUUCUAUGUUCUUUACUGAGUCACCAACAAACCCAUUUCUUCGAUGUGUGGACAUUGAAUUAGUUUCAAAAAUCUGUCACAAAAGAGGAACACUUGUUUGUAUAGACGGUACCGUUGCAUCACCUCUAAAUCAAAAGGCGCUUUCUCUUGGUGCUGAUCUCGUUGUCCAGUCUGCUACUAAGUACAUUGGAGGACACAACGAUGUUCUUGCUGGAUGCAUAUCUGGUUCGUUGAAGUUGGUUUCCGAGAUUCGCUUUUUGCAAAAUCUUUUGGGAGGCGCGCUUAAUCCGAACGCAGCAUAUUUACUCAUCCGAAGCAUGAAGACGAUGCAUCUUCGUUUAAAACAACAGAACUCAACCGCUUUGAAGAUGGCCCAAGUGUUAGAAUCACAUCCAAAGGUGAGUCGCGUUUACUAUCCAGGCCUUGCAAGUCAUCCCCAACAUCACAUUGCCAAGAGACAAAUGACUGGUUUUGGUGCUCUCGUCACUUUCGAGAUUGAUGGAGACCUAGAAGCUACGAGCAAGUUCAUCGAUUCUCUGAAAAUCCCUUACAUAGCAACAUCUUUUGGAGGAUGCGAAAGCUUCGUGGACCAACCCGCCGCAAGGAACUGGGACACACCACAAGAAGAAAGGCUCAAAUAUGGAAUCAAAGACAACUUAGUUCGCUUCAGCUUUGGUGUUGAAGACUUUGAUGACUUGGAAGCUGACAUUCUUCAGGCUCUUGAUACCAUUCCCGCCAAAAUCAAAACGACAUCCUUUUUCCCCACAAAACGGUGCCGUGUCGACUUGAACUAG
Microthlaspi erraticum is the source of this 1272-nucleotide messenger RNA. NCBI's taxonomy places the organism in Eukaryota, Viridiplantae, Streptophyta, Magnoliopsida, Brassicales, Brassicaceae. The record is from the annotation of a GenBank genome assembly.